GCCCCGCGGACGCCAAUGCCCGCCUUUUUCCUGAGGACCGAACACGCAGGCGCAGCCGGACCCAGGUUCUCGCGCCUCAGAAUGAAGUGCGCCUGCGCUAGCAAACGGCCCGCCCCUGCUUCUCGGGUCCUCUAUAAAGCCUCGAGCUUCUCCUCGCGAGAGACUUCGUUCUCAUGCUCGCUGCGGGGGUCGGAGGUCAGAGCGAGCGUCUCGCGGGCCGUAGGAGGAAGAUGGCGGUGGAGUCGCGCGUUACCCAGGAGGAAAUUAAGAAAGAGCCGGAGAAACCGAUCGAUCGGGAGAAAGUAUGGGGUCCGGAAAGAGGUGGAGACGUGCCCGCUGCUGCUGCGUGUUUUCACCACCAAUAACGGCCGCCACCACCGAAUGGACGAAUUCUCCCGCGGAAACGUACCGUCCAGCGAACUGCAGAUCUACACUUGGAUGGAUGCAACUCUGAAAGAACUGACUAGUUUAGUAAAAGAAGUCUACCCAGAAGCUAGAAAGAAGGGCACACACUUCAAUUUUGCAAUUGUUUUUACAGAUCCUAAAAGACCUGGCUAUCGGGUAAAAGAGAUUGGCAGCACCAUGUCUGGGAGGAAGGGGACCGAUGACUCCAUGACCCUCCAGUCGCAGAAGUUCCAAAUAGGAGACUAUCUGGACAUAGCAAUCACCCCCCCAAAUCGGGCACCGCCUCCUUCAGGGCGCAUGAGACCAUAUUAAAUUUUAUUUACUAUUUCUUGAAUUAUUUUUCAUUCAGUUAUGUAAAAUAAACUUUUUCCUCCCCUCAUCAUUGCCAUUAAGCCUUUAAACUCGAAACAAAUUGUAGUGCGUCUGUUUAGGAAUUAGUUUUGGCUGUGUUGGAUAGUCCUAGAAAUUCUCGUGUUUCUGGUCCUUCCAUAAAAUAUGAAGAAAAGUGCUCUUAGCAUCCUUUGUAAAACUGUAUUGUUAAAUACAUGUGUGCAAUCAA
This is a messenger RNA of Suricata suricatta (meerkat), 964 nucleotides long. It is a transcript of the gene SAP18, whose product is annotated as Sin3A associated protein 18. Gene Ontology annotation, cellular component: nucleus. Gene Ontology annotation, biological process: negative regulation of DNA-templated transcription. The transcript is spliced from 4 exons. The record is from RefSeq and is a predicted model, not a curated record. Gene Ontology annotation, molecular function: transcription factor binding; transcription corepressor activity. The coding region runs from base 16 to 717 and encodes 233 amino acids. Lineage: Eukaryota; Metazoa; Chordata; Mammalia; Carnivora; Herpestidae.